Molecule: messenger RNA, 1281 nt
Organism: Bacidia gigantensis
Lineage: Eukaryota; Fungi; Ascomycota; Lecanoromycetes; Lecanorales; Ramalinaceae
Exons: 3
Coding region: 1-1281 (426 amino acids)
Biological process (GO): fatty acid beta-oxidation using acyl-CoA dehydrogenase; butyrate catabolic process
Molecular function (GO): flavin adenine dinucleotide binding
Source: RefSeq, a predicted model, not a curated record
AUGCCUAUCGAUUUUCAUCUUUCGCCCGCAGAGGAAGGCAUCAGGAAGGCCGCUGCUGGCUUUGCUGCUGGCCCUCUCAAAGAUGCCAAGAAGACUUACAUGAAGUAUCAGGAGCAUUCUGAGCGAUUUCAAUCAACGAAACCCAUCUAUAGUCAAGCCGUGGCCGGCGGCCUGAUCAAAGGUCAGAUACCGCCUCACCUAGGCGGUGCUGGUGGCACCUUGACAGAAGCUGCAAUAUUGGUCGAGGAGAUGUACGCUGUUGAGCCCGCUGCAUCCCUGACGAUUUUUUCCACUGGUCUAGGCCUGAUCCCUAUGAAUCUUGCGUCGAAGCCUGAGCAUAAGGAAUUCAUUGGUCCAUUUCUCAGCGGCCAGGGCGAGCCGCUAGCGAGCCUUGUAUUUUCAGAGCCGGGCGGUGUUGCAAAUUUUCUUGAGAAGGGAGCUCCAGGACUAGGCACAACUGCGACGCUUGAGGGAGAUGAAUGGGUACUCAAUGGAGACAAGAUAUGGGCUACCAACAGCGCAGGUUGGGAUUUCAAAGGCCCAGAUCUCUCAUGUGUAGUCUGUCGAACCACCAAUCCCGCCACUGACGAGGCCGCCGACGCGGUCAUGAUACUCCUCGUAACGAGAGCCGACAUCGAACGCAACACUCCAGACGCAUUCAAAGUCGUGCGACACAUCUCUACUGCAGGCCAUACCGCCUGCUCAGGCCCACACAUCAGAUACACCAACCUCAGACUGCCCUCCAAAAAUCUCCUCUGUCCACCUGGCACCGCUGCGCCAAUUGUCUCAGCAGCGUUCGACAUGACUGCCGUGCUAGUCGGCGCUAUGAGCGUGGGCGUCAUGCGCGCCGCUUUCGAUGCUGCUCUGGCCUUUGCGAAAGGCGAUAACCGCCGCGGAGCUUCCGAGCUGCUGACUAGACAAGCUGUAGCAGACUUACUGAGCGGUAUCAAGAUGCAGGCGGAAGCUUGCAGAGCGCUGACAUGGAAAGCUGCUCAUUCUCUGCAGAAUGGACCUGGCGAUUAUAACGCUAGACGGGAGCUGGCUCUGGCGGCAAAGAUCUAUUGCUCGGAUGCUUGCACUAAGGCUGUCACUGAUGCUAUUAAUGUGGUUGGGAUAACGGCAUACGACGCAGAUCAACCCUUUGCGGAUCUUUUGAACACUGCUAUGGUAUUGCCAAUCUUUGAUGGAGGAAAUGUGGGCAUCAGACGUCGACAUAUGCAAGAAUUGAUGCUGUCAAAGGAUUAUGAUCCUUGGGCAUCAACAUACGGUCCUACAGAGUAA